GCAAAAAAAUAAGAAUGUUUAGCUCAACUCAAAAAUUAAUCGUAAAAAAGAGUGUAUCCAUCCUUUGUUUCAGUUUAAUCCUUCAUUCAUGUCACUGGGUGGAUUUACAAGAAUCCAAAUGUAAAUGUAAAUCCUAACUGGUUUGGUCCGACAAAUGCUAAUUACCCAUAGUUGUCAGAAUUAUAGAACAAGGCAUAUGUCAUUUUCUAUUGAAAACGACAGCAGUUGUAUCAACGCUUAGUAAUCAACACCUCUCUUCCAAAAAUGUUCACUUUGGGCUCAUUUCGAAAACAAAAUUAGCGGUCAUUUGUUCCAAAAAUAGGUUUUCUUUGGACAAAGAGCCAAAGGCGAAGGGCCAAGCUACUAAAAACUGAAGCUAACAAAGGUAACAUCGAGUAAUUUAACGUUAAUGUUGUAUUUUGACUGAAAUAUGUGCAUUUGAAAACGAAAACAACCAGCUGCAGAUGCUCUUCUCUUGUCGCCACCAUUGAGCAGUACUUUUUAUUUAUGUGAUGAGGUUUUCAUAUUAUUCUGCACAAGGAAAUUUUACUUUUUACUUCUGUGAAUGAGCUGUAUGAAUGUUUUUGUUUUCGUGUUUUCUUUGAAAAACGACAGCUGUUUUCCUUUAAGCUUGUUUAAAGGGUUAUUUUUUUAAGCUAUUUGGCAGUGUCUUGCGCACCUACUAAGACAAGACACUGUUUCGACAUAAUGACGUUUUGCUCGGUUAGAAUAACAAUUUGACGUAAAAUUAAAAAUCAACAUGAGCUCGCGCAUUCUGGAAACAGAGAUCUUUUUCCAGGUGUUUUCAUGACAAUUGAGACGUUGUUACCCACGGCCAAUGGCAAGGUAGAAAUAACUGAAUCUUGCCGUGAUAUUAGCCGUCCGUCGAGCUCUAAAUUGGCGAUCACUCUGCGUUGUGUCUACAUACGCGACUAGCUAAGUAGUCACGCUUCAUGGAAUUCACGUCACUAACAGCCAAGUUGUCAAGAUAAUGAGAAUGUUAAACCUCUCCCUGUGGCUGCUGCUCUCUAAUUCGCUGAUGAGUCAGUGGGUGUCUGGCACAGAAGACUUGUACAUUGGAACCUUCUAUGCCGUCAAUGUCUCGUCCAAAGGCUGGAGUUCCAAGGGAGUCAUGCCAGCAGUCCAGAUGGCGUUAGAUCACGUGAACAAAAAUCAAUCCAUUCUACCGGGGUACAAGUUACACGAGGACUCGAGGGAUUCCAAGUGUGACAGUGGUGCCGCUAUCAGAGCAAUGCUGGAUCUAGUGUCCAGGCCACCAACGAAAAUCAUGUUCACAGCACCAGGCUGCUCUCCAGCUGCAGAACCGAUCGCGGAAGCCGCUCCAUUUUGGGGAGCGGUGCAGGUUGGCUACAGUAACACGUCGCCUUUGCUUUCAAAAGACUCUCGAUUUCCGCUAUAUUCUCGCACCAGUCCAUCCGAGACUCUAAAUAACUAUGCUAUAGUGAACUUACUGAAAAAGUUCAACUGGAAACGAGUUGCGAUUCUCGUACAACAGGAUCACAUUUUUACCAAGACUAAAGAGAACCUCGUCACUUUACUGAAACGUAAUAAAAUCACAAUAGUGUUUAUUGACAGUUUUGAUGAACAGCACUUCCACACAGUCAGUCACAUUAAGAGCAAAGAUGUCAGAAUAAUCAUUGGUCUGAUGUAUGAAGAUCAGUUCCGAAAAAUCUCAUGUCAGGCAUUUUUGCAAGGUAUUUAUGGUAGGAAGUAUGUGUGGUUGCUUCCCGGAUGGUACAGUGACAGAUGGUGGGAAAAUAGCGCUGACACCUCAUGUACUAAACACGACAUAAAGUUAGCAGCUGGCAACUACCUAGCUACCAGACCUUUACCUGUCGGAGACUCCACAACCCCUACAAUUGCUGGAAAGACCGCUGUCGAGCUCGACAAGGAGCUGAUGAGAAAAAGCAAAAAACUGAACUACCCCGCUAAUGCAUUUUCGUCUUUUGCGUAUGACGCGAUAUGGAGCAUUGCACUCACUUUGCAGAAGUCGUCCCCAGUCCUCAAAGCUCGCAACAAGAGUUUGUCAAGCAUAACAUAUGGUGACAAGGAAACCACUGAACUUUUCAAGCGAGUGCUUAGGAAUCUAACUUUCAUUGGCAUGUCGGGUACAGUGAAGUUUGACAAACACGGGGAUCGAGAAACUACUAUAGAAAUUUUACAGCAACAAGGCGAUUUGAGAAAAGUGGUUGGACUUUGCAAUACAUCUUCAAGUACUUUAAAUUAUUCGCCAUUUCUGUGGGAAGGGAAAAUUCCAUCUGAUGGAGUUGUUAACGAGACCAAGCUUUAUAAAGCACCAAAGCAACUUACGAUCCUCACACUGGUCACGUCCUCUUUUGGAAUGUUGUUUUCAUUAGGAUGCCUGAUUAUGAAUAUUGUAUACAGAAAGCAUAGAAUUAUCAAGAUGUCCUCCCCGCAUUUCAAUAGCAUCAUAGCAUUUGGAUGUUUCUUGUGCUAUACCCACGUUUUACUGGCUACGUUCGGAAAUUCAAUUGUAUACGUGGGAAAAAGCAGAACUAUUUGUCAGGUCCGCGCGUACCUCAUUGUUGUCGGUUUUACACUGGUGUUUGGAGGGAUGUUGUCAAAGACGUGGCGAGUGUACAAAAUUUUCACAAAUAGGCGUCUGAAGCGACAAAUAGGAGGACUGAACACGGCGCACUUGUUCCUUAAAAUUUUUCAUCUUUUGCUCGUGGAUGUUGUGGUGCUAGUGAGUUGGGAGCUUGUGGAUCCAUUGCAAUCAGAAACAAUUAAAAUCUCUGAAGAGCUACAGCCUGACAAUGAAGACAUUAACAUCAUAACCAUGAAUCAUCAAUGUGUCUCAGAACAUUACUCCCAAUGGGUCCUUGGAAUAAUGAUCUACAAAGGCAUACUUCUCCUUUUUGGGGUCUUCUUAGCCUGGGAAACAAGGAAUGUGCAUUACGCGGAACUCAACGAUUCCAAGAACAUCGGUGUAGCAGUUUAUAACAUCUUACUGUUCUCGGUGGUCUCCAUUACAACAGAGUUUGUGCUCAGCAAUUUCCUGGCCAAGAGAAUCUUUAACAACUCCGUGAUUUUGGUAUGCACGACCCUCGUGCUUUGUUUGGUCUUUCUUACUAAGAUCACUCGCCUUACACGGGGCUCACAAGUGCAAGUAGACGAAGACCGAGAACAUGAGGCAAAACAACAGACUAUUUCCUGUGCUAACAGAAGCCAGUUUAACCCAUCCAGUAUCACUGUGACCGAGAUGGAGCAACCUGUUCGGUAGUGAGUGGGAAUAGAAAUGUCAAUGGCAAGCGGUGGACUGGAGAGUUUACGACAGUCUUACGCUGUAUACCAUGUGGAAAGUCAAAGAUAAAGAGUGUAAAGAACUCGUGAACAUUUUCCCUACAAACUGAAAUGCCACAUUCCGGCUUUGACGUCAGUGAAAGACAACAAAUAGAAAAAGAACUAUUUCAGAAUGGUCCAGGAGGCUAGUAAUCGACUAUUCAAUGUGAUGACAGCAGUUCUUUCAAUACCGAAAGAAUUAAGAUCUACUCGCAAAGUACAUUUUUUUUAAUGCCAAGUCUGUAAAAAAGAAAAUGGUGACGCAGUUAAUGCCUUCGACGCAGGUUCGAUAGAUCCGGGUUACUUGGUUGCAGACUCGUUCCCCGUCUCUAUUUCUUGUUGAAAUGAGGCUAAAGGCUAAAACAAAUAUUAUGUCUAUUAUGAAGGUGGCGGGCUAUGUAGAGAGGAGGAACAAUAGAAAGAAGGGCCGCUCUUUGGUAUUCGUUCCCCUCCGCCUUGAUACAACACGUUACUAUCAAGUCCUUUUCAAGAGUCACUGGGAACGACCUUGACUCUUUUAGGCCGGUUUUUGCUAACUGACCGUUUAACGACGUCUUUCUCUGCCUGGAAGUAAAAAAAAGAUUACCAGCGCACUGUUAGAUUAAUUUGUCAAAAUUCCGGGAAAGACCCAUGCCUGAACACUAGCAUGCCAUUCAGAAGAGUAGCGAUCUACCAGUGGUCGCUUUAUUUUGUGGAAACUAGAGUAAAAAUCCAGUAUGAUAGCUUGGGGAGAGGCGAUAGCCUCACGGUUAGUGCGCUCAACUCCAAAUCGAGUGCUCCAGGAUCGAGCCCUGGCCGGGAUUAUUUGUUGUGUUCUUGGGUAAGACAAUUUACUCGUACAGUGCCUUUCUUCACCCAAGUGUGUAAUUGGGUACCAGCGAAUUUAACUCUGGGGGUAGCCCUGGGAUGGACUAGCAUCCCAGUGGGGCA
Orbicella faveolata is the source of this 4254-nucleotide messenger RNA. RefSeq names its product gamma-aminobutyric acid type B receptor subunit 2-like. Gene Ontology annotation, biological process: G protein-coupled receptor signaling pathway; gamma-aminobutyric acid signaling pathway. Gene Ontology annotation, molecular function: G protein-coupled GABA receptor activity. Gene Ontology annotation, cellular component: membrane; G protein-coupled receptor heterodimeric complex. The record is from RefSeq and is a predicted model, not a curated record. NCBI's taxonomy places the organism in Eukaryota, Metazoa, Cnidaria, Anthozoa, Scleractinia, Merulinidae.